UACGGAAUCAGUUUUAACUCUUGGAGAAAUACCAACAUCAUCGAGAUCAUGAAAAUGCUAGCUCACUUAGCAGAAGAAAGUGAUACUGUUUGUGAGAGUAGAUCUUUGCAAUGAGACCCAGCCUUUUAGUCAAAUAGUUGAUGCUUUGGUAAUAAUGGUGAUAAUACAAAAUGUAUGGUGGAUCAAUGGAAUGCGGGGCAUACCGGACGAAAACCCUUCUGAUGAUUGGUAUAGCAAGAAGUGUUCUUCAAUCCCAAUAUUUCCAAUACCAUUACUCCCCGGAACUCGCCAAGUAUUGCGACUUCCAAUGAGCAGACCUGUAGCCCGGAGGCUUCCAAUAACAACAUUCCGCCGCCACGCCCUCAAGGCCAAUGGCAGCCCUUCCGCCUCCGCCGCCACCGCGUCUGCCGCCACCGAGCAACCUGCAAGCCGCCGG
Messenger RNA from Gryllus bimaculatus (two-spotted cricket), 436 nucleotides. The record is from the annotation of a GenBank genome assembly. Lineage: Eukaryota; Metazoa; Arthropoda; Insecta; Orthoptera; Gryllidae.